This is a messenger RNA of Hyaloscypha bicolor E, 1906 nucleotides long. Its product is annotated as Di-copper centre-containing protein. The record is from RefSeq and is a predicted model, not a curated record. Bases 1 to 1674 code for a protein of 557 amino acids. The transcript is spliced from 8 exons. Lineage: Eukaryota; Fungi; Ascomycota; Leotiomycetes; Helotiales; Hyaloscyphaceae. Gene Ontology annotation, molecular function: oxidoreductase activity.
AUGUUCUUCGACAACGUCAUCCGAUUCCUGGCCCUCUUGGCCCUUUUGAUCUUCUCUGCUCAAGCCGUUAAUGCUCAGUACUACGCCAUCACCGGAGUACAGACCGGCAUCAGUCAAUCAGGAGCCAGGCCGGCGAGACGUAAUAUCCUGGACAUGCAGAAUGAUGUACCAACAUGGUCUCUUUAUAUCCAAGCUCUGGCUGCUCUCCAAGAUAUGGAUGAGAAUGAUCAACUUUCAUACUUCCAAAUUGCUGGCAUUCAUGGCCGCCCUUAUAUCCCCUGGAAUGGGGUUUCUGGGGUCCCUGGCUCUGGAUGGGGUGGCUACUGUACUCAUGGCUCAGUUCUGUUCCUCACUUGGCACAGGCCGUAUCUCGCUCUCUAUGAACAACUCCUUGCCAGUCACGUGCAGACAAUUGCUCAGACUUACGAUUCGACGACCUACCAGGCUGCUGCAAACAACUUUCGAAUUCCUUACUGGGAUUGGGCAUCUAUCCCUACUAUGCCAGAUGUCGUCAGCCAGCAAUAUGUUCAAAUUACUACUCCUUCUGGAGUGAAGACGGUAGCAAAUCCGUUGUAUCAAUACAAGUUCCACACAUUUCCACUCAAUCCAGCAUACUUCCCAUCCUCUGAUGGUUCUCUCGCGAACGAUCAGUUUACAAUCAGAGACCUCACUUAUAAUGUCAACACGGCACUCGCGAGUGAAGGUCUGAUGGCAAAAACUUAUUACACAUUAACGAAAGACACCACAUUCGAUACGUUCUGCACUACUGCCACAGGUGGUUCUUCACUCGAGGAUGUCCAUAACACUAUACAUGGCACCAUUGGUGGCGGUAAUGGCCAUAUGAGCUAUCUUAGCUAUGCUGCAUUUGAUCCUUCUUUUUGGCUCCAUCAUGCAAAUGUUGACCGGAUCUUUACACUUUGGCAAUCCAUAUUUCCUUACCAAUACCUCGCGCCUCUGACGGAGGGCCCAGGUACAUUCGCGCUUCCUCCAGGAACUCUCGACACCCAAUCGACUCCACUUGAACCAUUCUCCUCAAACAGCCAAGGGCAGUUCCACACCUCAGCAUCAUCUUGGAAGACAAGCACAUUCGGCUAUACCUACCCCGAAAUCCAAGACUGGAACCAAACCCCCGCCCAGCUGCAACAAAACGUUUCCGCGAUCAUCAACGGGAUGUACCACCCCCAAGGCACAUUCUACAAGCGCGGCGCAUCUCACGUUGCCCAAACCAAAGAGUGGUCCGUCGCUCUCAAAGUCUCCAAAUACGACCUCCAAGGCGAACGCUUCAUCGUCCGAGUCUUCCUUGGCCAAGCCCCCAAAAAACCAGAAGAUUGGCCCUUCAGUAGCGGAUGCGUGGGCUCGUUCUCUGUUUUCCCUCCUCCACAUCAAGGCAGCGGACCGUAUCCGACCAUCAUCGCGUAUUCGGAAAUUGCUUUGACGAAAGGGUUGGAGGAGAAUGGCGUUGAUCCGAUGAAUGUUGAGGCUGUGGAGAAGUGGUUGGAGAAUAAUCUGAAGUGGGGAGUGCAGAAAUUUGACUUGACUGUUGUUCCGAAUGAGCAGGUCCCCAGUUUACAGCUGGUUGUUCAGGACGAGAACGUGACGCAACCAAGGCAUAUCACUGAGCUGCCGACGUAUGGAGAGCGGACAUUGCAUCCUGGCGUUACUCAGGGGAAGUAGCUGCUGAUUUGGGUGUUGGUUGAAUACGGCGGAUGCUCUCAAGCGGCUGGAGCGUGAUGAAACACCCUGGCUCCAGUGCUACACUGGCGCGUUCGCCAUCGCUAUUGCCUGCUUUAGGGAGAGAAUAUGAGUGCGGUACUGUACUUUUACUGAGCUUCGAGAGUUGAUAGAUCACGGAGACAGUUCUCAAAGCGCUGUAACCAAUUGAAGUUCUGGAAAAAUGAAAUGCGUC